Messenger RNA from Babjeviella inositovora NRRL Y-12698, 1680 nucleotides. RefSeq names its product succinate-semialdehyde dehydrogenase (NAD(P)(+)). Gene Ontology annotation, molecular function: succinate-semialdehyde dehydrogenase (NAD+) activity. Gene Ontology annotation, biological process: GABA catabolic process. NCBI's taxonomy places the organism in Eukaryota, Fungi, Ascomycota, Pichiomycetes, Serinales. The transcript has a single exon. The record is from RefSeq and is a predicted model, not a curated record. Bases 71 to 1552 code for a protein of 493 amino acids.
AAACGGGAGGACUCCCCUCAACCGAAGUUUGGCUGUCAACUCAAGAAGCAGUAAAAGAAACCCCAGCUAAAUGACUUUUGAGCCAGCUUUCAUAAACAAAAACCUCAUCCGCUCCCAGGCCUACAUCAACGGUCAGUGGGUGAGCUCGCCAAAGACCUACCAGAUCACUGAUCCCGCCAGCUUGAAGACGAUUGCCGUGUUGCCAGACCAGGAGGUUUCUGCUGUGGACGAAGCGGUUGAUGCUGCCGCGGUGGCUUUCAAGCAGUUCAAAACCACUUCUCCACGCUACCGUGCGGGGUUGUUGCGCAAGUUGUACGACUUGAUGAUGGAAAACGCCGAGGAUUUGGCACAAUUGAUCACCUGGGAGAACGGAAAGCACUUGAACGAAGCUAGGGGAGAGGUCAAGUACGCUGCGUCGUACUUUGAAUGGUUUGCGGAAGAGGCUCCACGGAUGUACGGCCACACUAUUUCUCCUGCCAACCCCUCGAACCGCGUGAUGACGCGUAAAGAGCCGAUCGGGGUCUGUGGGAUCAUCACCCCGUGGAACUUCCCAGCGGCCAUGGGCUGCAGAAAGAUUGCCCCAGCACUUGCGGCUGGUUGCACCGUGGUGGUGAAGCCAGAUUCCGGCACCGCUUUGUCAACCUUGGCCAUUGCGUAUCUCGCGGAGCAGGCUGGUUUCCCGGCAGGGACGGUGAAUGUGGUUCUUUCCGACACCCAGACGCCGGAAUUCGGCUUGCGGUUAUGCGAGUCCAAGAAGGUGAAGAAGAUCUCCUUUACUGGGUCCACUAAUGUGGGGAAGCUCUUGAUGAAGCAGUCGUCAUCUACUUUGAAGAAGUUGUCGUUUGAGCUCGGAGGAAACGCGCCGGUUAUUGUGUUUGACGACGCGAGCUUGGACCAUGCGGUGGAACAGGCGGUCGCCUCUAAGUUCCGAGGCUUGGGCCAGACGUGUGUGUGUGCCAACAGAAUCUACGUGCAAUCCGGGAUCUACGAUAAGUUCGCCGAGAGAUUCGUGAAAACGGUGGCUAACUUCACUGUUGGGCACGGCUUGGACCCUGCGGCUACCCAUGGCUGUUUGAUCAACGAACGCGCCAUUAACAAGGUGGAGGAGCAUGUGAAGGAUGCAGUUAGUAAGGGUGCCGUGGCGGUUUUGCCUGGUGGCAGAAGACCAGAGUUGGGCUCGCCAAACUUCUACUCCCCGACAGUGUUGACUGGUGUGACCCAGGACAUGCAGGUAGCUAACGAAGAGACCUUCGGGCCGCUCGGUGCGUUGAUCAAAUUUGAAACCGCUGAAGAAGUCAUCGAAUACGCGAACGGUGUGGACCACGGGUUGGCAUCGUAUGUAUUUUCCGAAAACUACAACACAAUCCUCAUGGUUAGUGAGGCAUUGGAGGCCGGGAUGGUCUCGUGUAACACCGGUUUGUUCACCGACUGCGCUAUUCCGUUUGGUGGGGUCAAGGAGUCGGGGUUCGGCAGAGAGGGCAGCUUGUACGGGUUGGACGACUACACCACGAUCAAAACCAUCACCAUCGGUAACUUGAGACCAUUUGUGUAGCUAGGUCUGAUGGGGGUGUUAAUGAAAUAGUGUUAUGGAAAAGAUGUAGAAUGGAAUUUCUCAAUACCCUAGAUGGUUAAACUUUUUAUAUGUCUAAUUGUUUACUGUGAUAUAGCACAUUUCUGUGU